AUGUUACGUUUAAUAUCGAAGUCACUUGCAUCUCUGGGCCCUGCCUCUAACAAAAGAUUUAUAGCGUCACUGUCAGCUCUACCUGAUACAUACCAAAUGUUGUACCAAACUUGUAGAGAUUUUGCGGAACAAGAAUUAAAACCCCAUGCUGCGAAAUUCGACCGUGAGCAUCUUUAUCCUGAGGAUGCCAUCAAGAAAAUGGGUGAACUGGGCCUAAUGGCUAUUGCAACUCCCGAGGAUUUGGGUGGAUCUGGCCUAGAUUAUUUAGCAUACGCUAUCGCCCUAGAAGAAAUUUCACGUGGUUGCGCCUCUGCUGGAGUUAUUAUGUCCGUCAACAACUCUUUAUACCUAGGGCCAGUGGUGUAUUUUGGCACAGACAAGCAGAAGGAAGAAUUUGUUACACCAUUUUGCAUGGGAGAAAAAGUUGGUUGUUUUGCAUUAUCUGAGCCAGGUAAUGGCUCAGAUGCUGGGGCAGCAUCAACCACAGCUAAAGAUGCUGACGACAAAUGGAUAAUCAAUGGAACAAAGUGUUGGAUAACAAACGGCUAUGAAAGUAGAGCAUCUGUUGUAUUUGCUACAACAGAUAAAAGCUUAAAACAUAAAGGUAUAUCUGCAUUUAUUGUACCUAAACCAAUAAAAGGCCUCGAGUUAGGUAAAAAAGAAGACAAGUUAGGCAUCAGAGGUUCAUCAACAUGUUCCUUAAUGUUUGAGGACUGUUCAAUUCCUAAAGAAAAUAUUUUGGGGACACCCGGAAUGGGUUUCAAGAUUGCUAUGAUGACACUUGAUGCUGGCAGAAUUGGUAUAGCCGCACAAGCUUUAGGCAUAGCACAGGCCUCAUUGGAUGUUGCAGUAGAUUAUGCUUCAAAAAGAAUAGCUUUUGGAAAGCCAAUACUUAAACUUCAAGCUAUACAGAAUAAGAUAGCUGACAUAGCAUUGCGGAUAGAGUCUGCAAGACUGUUGACAUGGAGAGCUGCAUGGUUGAAAGAUAAUAAGAAACCAUUUACAAAGGAGGCAGCUAUGGCUAAGUUGGCUGCAUCUGAAGCAGCUACAUUUGCUUCACAUCAGUGUAUUCAGGUAUUAGGUGGAAUGGGUUAUGUAUCUGACAUGCCCGCUGAAAGGCACUACAGAGAUGCAAGGAUCACAGAAAUUUAUGAAGGAACUUCUGAAAUACAGAGACUGGUGAUUGGUUUACAGGUUGCCAAAGAAUAUGGACUUUAA
Messenger RNA from Leptosia nina, 1218 nucleotides. Lineage: Eukaryota; Metazoa; Arthropoda; Insecta; Lepidoptera; Pieridae. The record is from the annotation of a GenBank genome assembly.